Molecule: messenger RNA, 1314 nt
Organism: Homalodisca vitripennis (glassy-winged sharpshooter)
Lineage: Eukaryota; Metazoa; Arthropoda; Insecta; Hemiptera; Cicadellidae
Exons: 4
Coding region: 1-1314 (437 amino acids)
Source: RefSeq, a predicted model, not a curated record
AUGGAUCAGAAAUCCUCAACUUUGCAAAAAGAAAAGAGAUCACCUCACCAACAACGACCUGGGCAGUACGAGACAUAUGAUGAAAUUGUGAGCCAACAGAGAAAUUUGGCAAAGAAGAAAGUGCAUUACAAAAACGUGUAUCCAACGAACAAACAAUUUCUUCCUGAAGCACAUUUCCAAAUACCAGAGAGUGACAGAAACAAAUACUUAGCUCCUUAUCCUAGUGAUGAUUAUCAUAGACUACCCAAAGAGCAUGAGAAGCAGCCCGUUGGCCAAUUUCAAGACACUGCAAAUCCAAAAACUACUUCCCUAACAACCUUUCUCACUACAAGGAUAAAGCACCAUCAAGAAAAUAGAAGACCAGAAAGCCCAAAAACUGAACCAGUGAAAAGUUUUGAGAGAGAGACCAAAGAUGUAUGUUACGAUCCUUCCCUCCCUGCAGUUCAAUAUCGGGACCCCAACCUUGCAUCAUCAUCUGAAAACCCGGAUGGAGACCUCGCUGCCGUCCAAAAAGAUACUAUGGGACUGAAAAGCUUCUCAAAAAAACCAGUGCCAGUUCAAAAUGACAGAUCUGGUUAUGGAUAUCCUCCAACAAAUACCUCUGGAUAUGAAGAUGUAACUUUCCAUAGGUCAACCGAUAUUGAAUAUCAGCAGAAGAUUUCAGGCCAGCCUUACCCCGACACACGGCCAUACACAGAGAAGAGAACAUACACGGGCUCAGGAAAACCCAUACUGGCAAGGGCAGAUGCUUACGAUUUAGGCAGCUUGGGAUUGGGUGAGCAUGGAAUUCAGGGAGAAAAGAGACCUGAGGAUCAAAUCAAGGACAAUGACAAAGAGGGGGAGAAGUAUGAAGAACAGUACAGAGUGAUUCAGUGUAAAAGGUACACAAGGAACUUUAAAACGCUUCUGUGGGCACUAUUCAUCAUAAAUACCCUACUGGUGCUGGUUGGUCUAGCUCUUUUGCUACUAACCAUGAUACACUUCCUGUUCCGUAACCACAUCAACAUUGUGAUCGGCCAAACAGGUUUUGUCAACUGGGUUUGGGGAGCGAUGGCGCUUUCUCUAUGCAUCAUCAUUGUGGGGGUGUAUGGCAUCAUCACCUCCAUCACCAGAGCUAAACCUAUGCUUGUGGCGUACUGCAUCGCAGCAGCCAUUCUGGCUCUGGUCAUCUUGAUCUAUCUGCUGAUAUUCUGGCUGAUGUUCUCGAACCUCAAGGACACAGAGAGAUACUCCAUGGUAUCCACUUUCAACAAGUACAGGUGCCAACGCUGGAUACGACAGGGUUGGGAUACUGUGCAGGAGAAGGUGAGUUGA